AUGGAAGGAGUUGUUUUACAGACUGUAAUAAUAACGACCUUGGAUCUCAACACCGAAGAACUGGAAAUGGACGCAAUUCGCUCGGUCCAUGAUAGCUUCCCAGUCACUAAUGAAGAUGAAGAGAAGGAUGAAGACGAGAAUGAAGAUGAAGAGGAGGACGAAGCAGUGAAUAAUAACAAAGAUGACGGAGAGACGGAGCGAGAGGGGAAGGAGAUUAUAAAGCCAUAUGAUUUGAUGGAAGAGCUUAGGAAGGAUAAGGAAGAGUUGAAGAAGGAGAGGGAUGAGUUAAAGAAGAAGAGGGAGGAGUUGAAGAAGGAAAGGGCAGAAUUACUAAAUGAGAAGGAAUUAUUGAAGAUGGAGAGAGAUGAACUGAAUAAGAGUGCGCAACUAAAGAUUGAGAAGGAAUUAUUUUUGAAAGAGAAAUAA
Messenger RNA from Magnolia sinica, 426 nucleotides. Its product is annotated as stress response protein NST1-like. Lineage: Eukaryota; Viridiplantae; Streptophyta; Magnoliopsida; Magnoliales; Magnoliaceae. The transcript has 2 exons. Bases 1 to 426 code for a protein of 141 amino acids. The record is from RefSeq and is a predicted model, not a curated record.